Molecule: messenger RNA, 1089 nt
Organism: Vitis riparia (riverbank grape)
Lineage: Eukaryota; Viridiplantae; Streptophyta; Magnoliopsida; Vitales; Vitaceae
Product: 36.4 kDa proline-rich protein-like
Exons: 1
Coding region: 145-843 (232 amino acids)
Source: RefSeq, a predicted model, not a curated record
UCUAUCCAUGUAUUGUCCUCCUUCACACUUUCAGUUCAAGGUCACUAGUCACGGGUGACUCAUUGAAUUCCGCUAUAAAAUCCUAGGAUCAAGUUCAUCAUUUGCCUCGAAGAAGAUUUAGUAAUCCUCUGUGAACCCAAAGUUAUGGGUUCUAAGGGUACAGCCAUGUUCUUCAUCUUCAUGAUUUUCAUGUUAAUGGCAUUGCCGCCAAUGCAGGCUUGUGGCUAUUGCUCACAGCCACAGCCACCUUACCGCUACCCAAGCCCACCUUACCGCCGCCCAAACCCACCGACAAUUCCUCAUCCUCAUCCUCAUCCUCCAUCCAAGAAGCACCCACCCGGCCACCACAAAGAGCGACCGAUAGUAUCGCCGCCUUCAAAUAAUCCACCAGUAAUAACACCUCCGGUAGUAAACCCUCCGGUGACCAUUCCGCCACCCUCAAGCACGUACCCACCUUAUACUGGUAACCCCCCUUCCGGGGGUGGCGGCGGCGGUGGUGGUGGUGGAGGCGGCGGCGGCGGUGGCGGAGGAGGAGGAGGUGGUGGUCUUCCAGGUCUUAACCCUCCCCCCUCUACUUCACCAACUUGUCCAGUAAAUGCGAUUAAAUUAGGAGCUUGCGUGGAUGUGCUUGGAGGUUUGGUGCAUAUUGGUUUGGGGAAUCCAGUGGAGAAUGUAUGCUGCCCGGUGCUUGGAGGCUUGCUAGAGCUUGAAGCAGCUGUGUGUCUCUGCAUUGCCAUAAGGCUUAAGCUUCUUAACCUCAACAUAUUCAUUCCUAUUGCUCUAGAAGCCCUUAUAACUUGUGGGAAGACUCCUCCACCUGGUUUCGUAUGUCCUCCUCUCUAGUAAGUCAAGUCAAAAGUGUAUUCCAUUGUUGAAAUAAGUUCUGAGUUUCUACUUUUCACGCUUGGUCUUUGUUUUCUGUUAGGGUUUUGAUUAUUGAUGGUUUUGGUUAGCGUUUGGUGUUUCUGUUGUGUUUAGAAUUUGACUUGUGGUGGUGGCAUACUCUGAUGGCGAUGUCCGAGUUUAUUCUGAGUUAUGUUUGUUGACUUCCAAAGCCUUCUCUUUUCAAAUCACACUAUAUUACAUUGA